Molecule: messenger RNA, 6871 nt
Organism: Sclerotinia trifoliorum
Lineage: Eukaryota; Fungi; Ascomycota; Leotiomycetes; Helotiales; Sclerotiniaceae
Source: the annotation of a GenBank genome assembly
AGUAUUCAAGUGGAGAAAUAGCUGCAGCUUACAGUGCCGGGUUCAUUUCUCGAUCAGAGGCUUUAAAAAUUUCGUACCAUCGAAGUUCAUUGGAGGUCAUUGCAAAAAGCUCAUUCCAAGCAAGGGUGCAAUGCUGUAAGCCGCCCUUGGUGAAGAACAAGUGUUACCACUACUUUCCUCUACACGGACGGGUAAAGUAUCCUUGGCAUGUGUAAACCGUCCUUCAAGUACCACCCUUUCGAGAGAUGGAGAUGCUACUAUGGAAGUACAGAGUAUGCUUAAUGAUCUGGGGUGUUUUCAGCCGGAAGUUGAAAGUCGAUACUGCUUACCAUUCUCAUCAUAUGCAGAAGGUUUCCGAUAAAUAUUUAAGCUCUAUGGGCUCAAUAGACGUGGAUGCCGGUAGCGAUGUCGAGUUCAUCUCUAGCGUUACUGCAAAGAGAAAGAUGACAGACUUUGGUUGAGACUAUUGGGUCCAGAAUCUUUUAUCCAAGGUCCGUUUCAGCGAUGCAUUGGAGUAUUCCUGCGCUGCACAAAAUCUAGCUGAUAAGUUGCGCGCCGCUUCUUCGAAUCAUAUCCUGGUGGAAAUAGGUCCUCAUAGUGUCUUGAAAAGUCCAAUACGACAAACUAUUGCUUCGAAGUCCGAUCCGUUCAAAUAUAUUUAUCUUCCUUCCUUGGUGACACAUAAAGAUGCAACUUACAGUAUUCUGGAGCUCAUACGAAGCCUAUUUGAUCAGGGGUAUCCUAUCGAAGUUGAUGCGGCCAAUUCAAUUUGCAGGCACAAGUUGCAAUCGCCCCGGUAUCUUCCAGCAUUGCCAACUUAUCCAUGGGAUCAUUCUACUAAGUAUUGGCACGAAUCUCGGUUGAGUAAGUAACAUCGACUACGAGAACAUCCAUAUCAUGAUCUUUUGGGGGUACGGAUAUCAAGCAGUACCGCAAUCGAGCCCGCUUGGACGCACAUACUUGGGUUAGUACAAUUUCCAUGGCUCGCCGACGAUGUAGUAGACGGGCUUGUCAUAUUUCCGGGUUCAGGUUAUCUUUGUAUCGCUAUAGAGGCCGUGCGUCAGCUCUAUGAGGGUAGCCAAGCAUCUGGAAUUGUUCCAACCUUUAUUUUGCGAGAUGUACACUUCUUAAAAGCACUUGUCAUCCCUUCCUCUCCUUCAAAAGUAGAGGCUCAAAUCAAUUUGAGGCUCUGCAGAGACUUCACUAGAGGCUCUUAUAAGUUCAAAGUUUCUGCUCUUAGUGAUGGUGAAGCUAGCAUGAGCAUUGCAGCGGCACCAUUCAAACCGACUAUUGGGUCGAAACCAACGGACGGACGCUUUUGGCCCACAUUUCUCAAAUUAUGACAAGCAACUCUAUGAUACCGAGACAAAUGCAAAGCCUCAAGUUCUCGACUUUGAAAUAUUUACAACGAGAUGCGGUCUAACGGGAGUUUAUAUGGUCCUUCUUUCCAGGCUGUCCGCAUGCUGAAGAUGAGCAAGUUGAAGGCUUCCGGUAGUGUAAAGAUUCCAGACGUCAAGUCAAUAAUGCCUAGCAACUACAUGCAGCCCCAUAUCGUUCACCCAAAUACUCUCGAUGCACUACUUCAUACAAGCCUGCCACUAUUCUCCAAUACAAUAGGUGGAGGCUCUGUGAUGCCGGUUUCUAUUGGUAAAAUUAGUCUUCGCGGAGAUAUGAACAACAAGCUAGAAGGGAAUUGAAUUUGCACACAUUUCUCAUUCUGAAAGGUGCUAGAUCUGCGAUUGCAAAUUUAGUUGUGCACGAAGCCAAUGAUUGGGGUAAUCAACAUCCUGUUCUAGAAAUUUCUGAGUUGGAGAUACGCGGGCUUGGAGAGUCUCAAGUUUCCAAGUAGGAUUUGCCACGAAAAUUUAGCUAUCAAAAGAAAUGGGCUCCUGAUAUCAAGCAGUUAUCUUCUCACAAGGAACGCAUUUCCCUAAUUGAGCGCAUAAAUUGUCUAGAUUUCAAAUAUUCAAACUUGAAGAUUUGCAAACCAAGUCGGACUCUGUGGAGAUUGCAAGCCUCAUUUCUAUCAACAUUAUAAAGGUUCCAGAACAACGGUAUCGAGUUUUAUGAUUUUGCAGAUACGUCAGAUGCAAUGCUAAAGGAAAUCUCGAGAAAAUUUCUACUGUGAUCAAGUUCUGCGAUCGAAAAUAUCAGAUAUCGAUAGUGACUUUGAGGAGCAGGGCCUCAAAUCAUUCACCUAUGAUAGUCAUCUUGGUAGCUGACGAUAUGGACCAUAUCUCGGACACUGCACUUUUGAAUACUCAGAAGCUUCUUAAUCCUGGUGGAUGGGUCAUGAUAUGGUCUGCAGCGGCCUAUCUUUCGGCAAAGGUAAUACACGGUCGUCUGGCUCAACGUUCUUUCGAUGGCAUGCAGCUUUUGGACCAUGAUGAUGAAGUAAAGGGAAACCUGUUACUCUCGAGGAAAGCUGUGCCUGACUCGCGAUCACUUACUCCUAAUCGCGUGAUCAGUAGAGACGGCACUGAGGACUUUGCCAACCAGGUCUGCACAUCGUUAAAAGAAAGUAGAUUUAGUGCUGGAUGUAUAGAAUGGGGUGCAGACCUUCUAGGGGAUGAUUUAUCCAAGUGAAAAUUGACAAUGGUCAAAAACCUUUACUGGUCAAGCCAUCUCCACAACUUUUCCAGCAAUUUGUUGGUGUUGUGGGUGCAAAUAAAGCCAAUAUCCGGUGGAUCAGCGCUCACCAAGAUUCAUCAGCCGCGGAUAAUCCGGAGAAAGGUUUAAUCACUGGAUUCGUCCGAAGUGCUUCUGCAGAAAAUGCGUAUCUCAAUUGUAUUACCCUGGAUGUCCAAGACGGAAUGAUCAGUCUUUCAUUUGAUCUUUUACACACGAUAAAAACGAUUUUAAUAGAAGCCUUUUCAACCUCUUCCCAGAGGACUGCUUAAUGAAAAGGAGUACGUGUAUUUCGGAAAUGGAAAGCUGCUUAUUCCUCGUCUUUUACUAGACCACGGCGUCAAUAGUUGGAUAGCAAGAGCUACAGGGAAACUUACUGUUGAAACCGUCGCAUAUUCGAGUUCUGGUCAAACGCUGAACCUCGAUUUGGAAACAGCAAACAUCGAUAAAAAUUAAUAUUUUGUGGGCGAGUCGCUGUCUGAAGACCUUGACCCUUCAGAAGUUCAGAUUGCUGUAAACGCACAACAAAUGAGCCGAGCUGACAAUGUGGUCAAUCUUGCGAAUUCAUCGACAAAAGAAUUUCCUCAACACAUUCUUCAGUUUUCCAGGACUGUUACUAGCAUUGGAAACGUCCUAACAACGGUCUGCGAGUCGGAGGCCGCGUUUGUGGCUGGUCCUAUAACACUAAAGCGCGUUCAAGCCAAUGUUCGAAUCGAUGAAAAGAAUGUUUUUGGCCCACCAAGCGACAUUUCCUUUCGAAUAGGCUCCACAAUCCCUUUCUCAUUCAUGACUGCAUAUCAUUCCUUGGUGGAGCUGGCCCAUUUAGAGAAAGAUCAAACAAUUCUGAUUCACGGCGCCUCUACAACCUUUGGACGAACUGCCCUCACACUCGCUUAACAUAUUGGCGCUAAAAUAUUUGCAACUGUAUUGGAAGUAGAUGACAGAGAAAGUAUUGCAAGACAGUUUAGUCUCCAAGCCGAGAAUAUAUUCUAUGAACACGCUACUAAUCUAAAGCAGAACCUUUUCCAGCUUACCAACCAAGCUAGAGUUGACGUGGUGCUGAACUUUGUAAAGGAUACUUAUAACGAGGACUCCUUUUGCGUGCAUCGCAAAAUGUGGCGCCUAUAUCCACGUAGGGUAUCCAGGAGAAAGCGAAAGUGGCCCUGAAGCUACACCUUCAAAUAUCGACCCAUGAACCAGCAUUCAAAGGAAUAUAAUAAAAUGACCUUUAACUCAAACUCUACUUACAUCAUCGCCGGUGGACUAGGUGAUUUCGGUCACUGAAUUUGUUGGUUGAUGGCUCAAAGCGGCGCUAAGAGUAUUGUUGUCCUGUCUCGAAGAGUAGCUAAUGAUGACCACAUGGAUUCCUUGAGAGUACGUCUUGGUGGCAUAUCACCAGGAUGUGGUUUACAUAGUAUUGUCUGAUAUCUCAUCUCCAUCAAUGGUUCAAAAUGCGGCUAGCACGAUCGAAAAGAUGAAUUUACCACCAGUAAAAGGGAUUGUACAAUCAGCUACAGUACUUCAGGUAAGUGAAGAGCUAUCCCCGUCUUGGAUUUCUCAAAAAUCUAAUGUGUGAAAUAGGACGUCAUCAUUGAACGAAUGACAUUUGAAAACUUCAUGACUCCUCGAGAGAAAAAGCUAGAUGGAACUGCAUAUCUUUUAGAUACGUUCAAAAAUGUUAAUCUGGAAUUUUUUAUCAUGAUUUCAUCACUGAGUGGCGUGAUUGGUACUAUGGGGCAGGCAAAUUACGGUAAGCACUAUUUUCUAAGAAGCUCUCCAGGGACACUGCAGUCCAGAACCAUAUGAAGGAGAAAAAUAGUAACCCCUGAUAGAUUCCGGUACCUUGUAUCAAGACACCGUUGCGCAGAACCAAAAACUUUCUGGGACUCCUGUCGUGUCCUUGGAUUUGGGAUUGAUCAAAAACACCUCAGUUUAUGAUGGAGCUGACGGUGAAUUGAAAAUGCAAAACCUCGUUCGCCAGGUAUGAUCCCUGUGGAUCUUCAUGAGCUAGAUGCUGUUCUGGAUUAUGCAUUAAGCCCACAGGCUCGGAAGGAUCGUUGCAAACAAGUUGUUCUUGGCAUAGACGGAGUUUCGAUAGCCCAAGCUGCGAAUUCUACACCAACAACACAAUCUGCAUCGUUCGUACAUGUACGAAACACGGGUGAGAAAGUGAUAGAUUUAAAAGAAGCUCAAAAUUCUGUCGAUCGGAAGCAAACUAUUAGCGAUGCAGCAUCACUAGCGGAGGCACAUUCAAUCUGGAAGAGGCAAUAAUGCAAAGAGUUUCUCAUCCGAUAUCGUUAAAUUCCAGUAAGAUUGGGCUGGACACCUCUUGUGGAUUUGGCCUAGACUCGUUAACCGCGAUUGAGCUCAAAAAUUGGAUUGGAAACGAGUUUGAUGUUGCCAUCCAAGCAUCAGAAAUUCUGGACGAGCGUAGUGUAUCGUCUCUGGCCGUGAGAAUUGCAGCCAGGUCCUCGUUCUUAAAUGCAAAUUCGAAUAUUACGAGAGAAGCUCCAAUCGCCGUCAAUGGUCAUGGCACCAAUCCUGGGAAUAACUCUCCUCAUUCAAGGUGCUGCCCGUUCCGGAUCUCCCCAGCUCGCCCGAAUUACAUCUGGCGUCUGUACAAAAGUUUAUUUCGGAGACUCAACUAUCUCAUACCGUUUCCGUAAUCCAAGAAUUCAUCAAUGGCCCUGGAGCUGAACUACAAAAGCGACUGGUCGAACAGCGAAAACAGACCGAUAAUUGGCUACACGCUAAAAUGUAUCUUCAGUCUCAAAGACCUUUGAACCCAUAUAGCCUAUUUCAUGGAGGUCACGUCUCAAGUACUAUUACGCAUAGUCAAGCCGAACGAGCGGCAAUCAUUUCCUUGGCAGCGUGGAAUUUUAAACAAGGCAUGGAUACAAAUAACCUGGAACAGCAAUACUUGAAUGAGGAGCCUCUUUGUAUGGAUUCUUUGAAAUGGAUCUUUAAUGCCAAACGCAUACCUCAAAAAACUAAAGACGAAAUGCACAAAUAUGCGGAUAAUGAUUAUUUUGUUGUGCUCAGAAGAAGUCGUGUGUUCAAGGCGAGACUUGCAAAAAACAUGAGCCAAGAAUCUACAUACCUUUUGUUGAAAAAGACUUAUCUGAAAAUCUUGCACCUUCCAGAAGAGAAGUUACCAGCAGUCGCAACCUUGACUGCAGAUGAACGUAUCUCAUGGGCCCAGCUAAGAGAAAUAGUGAAAGGAAUUAACCAUAGAAACAGCGCAGCGCUGGAACAUAUUGAGGCAUCAAAAUUUGUGAUCUGUCUCGAUGAUGGAUCCCCCGAGACCUCAAAGGGACGCUGUAACCAAUAUCUGUACGGCAGUCCAUCCAACAGAUGGAGCGACAAAUUAUUUCAACUUGUAGUAUGCGAAGAUGGAACUUCAGGUUUCAUCUGCGAGCCUAUGAUGUUAGAUGCGGCCUCCUCGGCCGAAAUCAAAAUUUUUAUAACGCGAUCUAUUAUGAACUAACGACCAAAAGCUAAGAGCUAUGAACAAGCAAAUGUGCAGAUAGACGACCUUCUAGAAGAAUGCCGUUCGAAACUAAUUUGACAAUCGAGAAAGAAAUACAGCGGGUUGAAGAAAAUUUCCGACAAGUUCAGAACCAAGCCCCGACUUAUAUACAGUUCUACGUUUCCACGCUGGAUAACAAAUUUUUCCAGCCAUUCAAGGUUCCACAUAGAGCCGGUUGCCACUUGGUUAUUCAAAUCGCUUCGCUAUUUCAUUUUGGCAAACAGUAUCCAUGCUGGGAAGCACUCACAACUAUGCUCUUCCGUCUUGGACGAAUAGACUAGAUGCAAGCUGUCUCACCCGCCAUGUACGGAUUUUGCGCCGCGGUAGCCGAGAAUCAAAAAUACGCAACAGAGCUGAAAACAUUACUGCGAGAAGCGGUGAAUGUACACAGGAGUAUAAUAACAAAGACUGGACGAGGUUUAGGGUUCGCGGCACUUUGCCAUGCGUUAGAAGAAAUGAUCGCUGAAGACGAACCUAUUCCUGCUUUCUUCGAAGACCCCACUUGGAAUCUGGCUCGGAAGUGGGCUACCAAGAAGAUCAAAACGCAUUCUGCUGCAGGAUUUAUAUAUCAGGAAGCUGGUUUUUUUUAUGUCGGAUCCGGAGUCUUUUCUGGCACAUUACGAGGUGGAGGAUGAGCGGUGCUUCUUUGGGAUUCAGGGUAUGGGGGAUCAUCCUAGGCGAUUUCAGGAGGCUUUGGAAUGUGCUGUUGUGGUU